AUGAAAGUUGGUGGAAUUUACAAGCUUAACAGUUUUUACGGGUCUAAUAACAAGACUAUGUAUCGGGUGGCUGAACCAAGUGUCACCAUCACCUUCUCAUCGUCUUCUGUCCUCUCUGAUCUAGAGGACAGUUCGGUUUGUUUCCCUGAGGACCGUUUCCGGUUCCAUGGAUAUGAGGAGUUCGAUGCUGCAUGCGACUUGAGAGGGGAUCUCUAUGAUUAUGUUGGUCACAUCAAGCUCGUGAAUGGGCAGGUUCUCAAUGACAGUCUCGUGCUAGAUGAUGCCGAUAUAGCUUCAUCCCGCCGAGUUUUGCUUCAUGUUCAAACACACGAUGGUCCAGUGAUGAAGUUGUACCUCUGGGACAAGGUUGCCUCUGAUUUUAAUGGAAAAUUUAAAGCAUCUGGUGGAGCUGCAAGUGUUAUUUUGGUCACCACCUUAAACCCGAAACGUUUUGGAGGUGUCCUAACUCUCUCAUCUAUGACGUCAUCACGGGUAUUUCUGGAUAGUGAUGUUCAAGCAACCCGAGAUUAUCUCACUUGGUUGAACUUAAACAUGGCUGUUGCUAACAAAGUUGAUGCGGAAGUUGUCACUAAGCAUGAGACAGUGACCAUAGGCAAGCUCUUCUCCUAUAUGAAGCAGGAAGCUGUCAAGGUUGCUUGGUUUGAGUGCAUAGCAACUGUUGGUGAUGUUGUGCACGGAUCAGGAUGGUAUUACAUAGGUUGUGGUGGGGGUCACACUAAAGCAACCAAAGGACCUACCACCCUAAUGCGUAAAGAAUGUGGGAAGAGUGAUAUUGUUGGUGUUGCACAGUACCUAGCCAAGAUAUCUGUGUAUGACAAUGAUGAUCAGGCGUGUUUUGUGCUCCUUGGUGAUUCUGGUCAGGACUUGACUGGCAAGAGAGCUUCUGAGUUGGUUGAUAGUUAUUUCGAGGCGAAUGAAAAUAUGGGAGAUGAUCACUUGGUUCCGGUGCCUCAAGCUCUGAUCAAUACCAUAGGCCAGACUCGCAAGUUCAUUGUGAAGGUAUCAACUCACAAUUUGACUGGCAAGACCCAAAGUUUGACUGUGACAAAGGUUCUCAUUCCAGAAGAUCCAGAAAUUGAAGGCAAUGUAGAAAAUGUGACUGUAACAGAUGCCCAGAAAACUUUGCAGAAUGAAGUUUCUGAGGAUGGUCCUUCCACACGCUUUGAAGAAUCUGGUGGUGAGAGUGUGAAAAGGGCUGCUGAUAAUGUUGAGGCAGAAGAUUCAAAGCGAGCCAAAUGUGGCUAG
Brassica napus (rape) is the source of this 1266-nucleotide messenger RNA. RefSeq lists its product as uncharacterized. Bases 1 to 1266 code for a protein of 421 amino acids. The transcript is spliced from 8 exons. The record is from RefSeq and is a predicted model, not a curated record. Gene Ontology annotation, biological process: meiotic cell cycle; telomere maintenance via telomerase; nucleotide-excision repair. Gene Ontology annotation, cellular component: DNA replication factor A complex; nucleus. Gene Ontology annotation, molecular function: damaged DNA binding; single-stranded telomeric DNA binding. NCBI's taxonomy places the organism in Eukaryota, Viridiplantae, Streptophyta, Magnoliopsida, Brassicales, Brassicaceae.